UACAUCCUAAUCUAAACAAUCACAGCUUGUAUCACAGAGAGAGUAAGUCGUUAGUUUAUACUUAAGAUUAUACUAUUUCUAACCUAUAAAUUAAAACAGAGUGGAUACAUCGAUUCAAUUAGACAAAAGGGACACUAGCAGAACAAUAGAAAAAACGCUCUAUACCGAAUUAUGUGAGUACAUGUAUUGAUAUUUGUGAAUUACUAAUGAAAUAAUAAAAACAUUAUAGCUAAUAGCUGUAUCAGCGAAAGCGAAUUUGCGAUCUGCUUCAAGACUCGGAAAGAGCCCGUUGUUCUCCGGAACAAAUCUAUUAGAUAAUUCGACAUGGCUUCGUCGAAAGGAAAUACAACGGCAAAGGAAAAUGAAAAACAGGGAAGUUGCGCCAACUGCAAUAGACCCGACUCGUACGAUAACUAUGUACAGUGCGAUCGCUGCCAAGCGUGGUGGCAUUUCUUAUGUGCCGGAGUCAGCGAGUCUAUAGCCGACGAAUCAUUCACAUGUGAUGCUUGUUUACCUGAUAGCCGCUCAUCUCGUACGUCUUCUUCCAGCAGCAGGGUUGCUGCGAUGCAGGUCCGUUUGCAAGAAAUGGAAAAGCAGUGUCAGUUGGCCCGUCAGGAACUAGAGAAAGAACGUCAGAAAUUUGAGGAGGAAAGAAAGCAACUACACCAACGAAAUGACCAGCCGGAGCAACCGGAAAAACAGCGAACAGCAGAUUGGGUCGAACAGCAUGCAGGAAACGAAAAUAGCGCCGAUGGUCAACAAAAGAACCGGGAAGCUGCUGACACACUCCACGCACGCCCGUUGGGAACACCGCAAUCGAACUCGCAAUCAAUCUCACCUUCGCUACAGGCGGCAAUCAAUGCAGCGGUACAAGCAGCAGUGCAUACUGCCCUACAAACAACGAUUCCGGCACGGAUUCACCAACAGAAUGCUGAGCCUGUCGCCCGGGUCACAGGGGCGAUUCCUAAGAUAGUGCCGAAAACACUCAGCUCUACAAAAGUAGGAACGAAUGAAGUAGGUAACGGUACGCAAGUAGGUGCACGAAAUCUCUCCCUCCCUACCGAAAUGCCAUCAGGUAAGCCACAGAAACAAUCUAACUACAAUCAAUGGAUCCAAGAUCUAACGAGAAAAUUUGGUAACGUAAAUUUAGGUAGAACUACUAUUGCUUCCGUUGUUGGGUUCUCCAAAAUUAACCCGGGAUUGCCCAAUAGAACCGUUCCAACUUGCGAUUGGAACAAAGCGAGAAAUACUACGUCGCAAUACGACACACCUUUGAAUGACCAAGCUGCUCAUGAUUCAGCUCAUUACGGUCAAGCAAAUAUGUACCCAACAUCUGUCAAUGUCUUGGGAUCCUCGGGUCUCCCCUCUUACGUCCCUUCUCCCUCGCAGUUAGCUGCUCGGCAGGUGAUGCCCCGAGAUUUACCACCAUUCGACGGCGACGCCGCGGAUUGGCCCAUGUUCAUAAGCAGUUUUGUCAACACAACGCUCGCGUGUGGAUUUACCAGUGCAGAAAAUCUCGCGCGUUUACAACGGUGUUUAAAGGGUGAUGCAUACGAGGCGGUUAGAAGCCGCUUGCUGCUUCCGGAUACUGUUCCACAGGUACUGAACACGCUACAACUAUUGUAUGGGCGGCCCGAGCUAUUAAUUAAUGCAUUAUUGCGUAAGGUACGAUCUGUUCCCGCUCCAAAGGCAGAGAAGCUGGAAACGUUAAUCGAGUUUGGAAUGUCGGUGCAAAGUUUAUGCGAUCAUUUAGAGGCGGCAGGUCAACAUGCACAUCUCUCUAACCCUUCGCUGCUGAUGGAGUUGGUAGAGAAGUUGCCUGCCCAUACAAAGAUGGAGUGGGCGUCUUACUUACAAAAGUGUCCGGAAGUGAAUCUACAAAGCUUUGGUACGUUCAUGUCAUCGAUUGUGGUGUCGGCUAGUAAGGUGACCGCCUAUAGUGGAGGAAGCAAAUCAACAUUGUCAGACCGAGUCAAGGGUAAGCAGAGGGGGUUCAUCAACGCGCAUGAUGUUGACACUGAAGAGAAGUUGCGAGAAGAGCCAGUGUACCGGCGUGUGAAUUGUUUAGAUCUUUUUCGGUAG
Molecule: messenger RNA, 2082 nt
Organism: Armigeres subalbatus
Lineage: Eukaryota; Metazoa; Arthropoda; Insecta; Diptera; Culicidae
Source: RefSeq, a predicted model, not a curated record